AUGAGCCUGGAGAAUGAAGAUCUGUGGAGACAAGAGAUGGAAAAUGGCUGCCCAUUCUGCACCCUCCUUUACGAAGCUGUUUGGAAGCUCUACGGCGACUAUUUGAUUGAGGGCCGGUCCCUGAAAUGGACGGUUCCCUAUCCACGUACGCCGGAGGCCAUCCGCGAUGAUGGGGGAAACUCGAUUUACUUUUGUGUCCCCGAUGACGGCGAUCUGGCUCUUCGUUUGCGAAGGUUCCCCAACUUGUGGCGUGGCAAAGGGCCCUCGGGCGACGUGAAGCCCAUCCUUCGCAAUACAGCCUCGGAAGAGACACUACAGACGAUCACGGACUGGAUCAAUGAGUGCACGUCCACCCAUCCUCUUUGCAGUAAUGCCGAAAUCGCCAGGUUGCCGACACGGGUCAUUGACGUUGGAUCGGGGGAAGACGACAUACGCCUACAAGAGACAGGACAGUCCACGGGGGUAUAUGCAUGCUUGAGUCAUCCGUGGGGCAAACGGCCUUUGGUGCGCACGCUCAAAGACAACUUCUCCCAGUUCAAGAGUGGAAUUCCCUGGUCAACACUUCCGCGGACGUUCCAAGACGCCAUCGACUUCACCCGCAGGCUCGGUCUGCAAUACAUAUGGAUCGACUCCCUCUGCAUCAUUCAAGAUGACUCCCUGGACUGGCAAAAAGAAGCAGCUCAGAUGGCAAACGUCUACCAGCAUGCCUACGUGACAUUGGCAGCUUCUAAGGCGACCGACUCUAGUCGGGGGCUCUACACCUCGUCUCCAGACCCAAAGUACCAGGCCCAACAGCUUUCGCUUGUCAAUGAUGUUGAUGACACGGAUUUCCCGCUACAAGUCUGCUCUGAUCUCCUUCACAUAGAUGGCUUCUUCGACUUCUUUCCCAUUUCUCGACGGGCUUGGGUGUAUCAAGAACGGCUACUUUCCGCGAGAGUCGUGCACUUUGCCGGCGCGGAGGUCAAUUGGGAGUGCAAUUCAGCGAGAAACUGCGAGUGCGGCCAAAUUUCGUCUGGGGCGAGCGUCUUGCCCGACAAGAUUCAUUUUGCCGGCAGCUUAGCAGAGUUGAACGGGAAGUUCAAAGGGAAACGCCGAGAGCUUGCAGAAGUGACCAGCGACACCACCGACAUGAAAACUGAUUACAGCAAGUUUUCGAGCUCGCUCCUUCAAUCGCCUCAAUGGGGUCAAAGUGUGAAGGCUUGGAGACAGGCGGUGAAACAAUACGCACAACUUAACUUGACCUUUUCAAAGGACAGGUUCCCUGCUCUCGCUGGCAUUGCCAAGAUGUGGAACUCACAAUAUCAAGACCAAUACUUCGCUGGACUUUGGAGAGAUUCCAUUCAUCUGGAUCUGCUCUGGCUUGUAUACAAGCCUGGACGGAGGCCCGAUGAGUGGAGAGCACCCACCUGGUCAUGGGCUUCUCUCGAACAUGAACACCAAGAACUUCUCCGUUUUGACUCAGACUCCGAUUGUCUAAACUCUGGGAAAGGAAGUUGGUUCUCUCUGGGCAAAACAGGGACUGAAGAUUAUGCCCCUGUUGCAGAGGUCUUGGAAGCUGUGUGUGUUCCUGCUGGUAUUGAUCCUACUGGAGAGCUUAGCUCCGCGCAUCUCUUGCUGUCGACCUACGCUCUCCAUGGAACUCUUGUUAAGUGGCCUGGAGUCUUCGUUGAAUACGGAUGCAGUCCGAUUUGGCUUGUAACUGGAGACAUGUGGGUGGCUCAAGGUGACACACAUACUCGGGGAUUUCAGUUGGAUACACCGAUUACCAACACACCAGGACCAUGGUCGACGCCUGUUCAGAUCAUCCGUAUCACGGACUUCGGCUUGAAGACCGGUAAUUGUCCUGAGAUGGCGUGUCUCAUCAUUCGGGAGAAAGGUUCAUCGAUGACUGGCGAGGCUGAGUAUGAGCGGAUUGGAACGAAGAGCAUUGAUCUUGGAUCAAUCACCGUCGGGCUAUCGACAGAGAUCAACUUUGAUGGAGCGCCCGUCUUCUACGGUUUCAUUCUCAUGACGAUUGUUGGCUUUGCUGUGGUCAUCAGCCUCGGCGAACUCGCUCCGCCUUGCCUUACCCCGCAGGCCAAUCCGACGUCCUCUGUCAUACCUGACUGGAGUCAUCACUUGGGCCAGCGCAGUCUGCGUCUCAGCUUCCGUCUGCCUGGUGGUCACCCUCAGUAUCUUCAGCAUGGUCGCAAUAGCAAAUCCAGGGUUCGUAUAUCAUCCAUGGAUGGGCUUUAUGGCUUUCAGUACAUAGACAUCCUCGCGUCCAGUUUUAACCUUUUCGAACGCUUGCCACCUUGGGUUAGCAAGACGCUCCUGCUGUACACAUGCUCAAUGGUCUUCGCCGUCUUCGUAGCCCUUCUAGCUGGGAGAUCCGAGAAGCAGACAGCUCACAACUUCUUUGCUGAGAUCUACUACGUUUCUCGGUGUCCCAACGGGGUGGCGUUCCUGAUAGGCCUCAGCCCGACAAAUUGGGCGUUUUCAUGCCUCGACGCCGUGGUCCAUCUCACGGACGAGAUCCCUCAACCACGCAAAAACAUCCCAACGGCUCUCCUGUGCAAUGUUGCACUGGAAACAUUCACUGGGUUACCGAUAAUCUCAGCGACGUCUCCAUACCUGAUGUACGUCGAAUUGAAGCAAUCUAGAAGUGUUUGGAUUGGGACGGGAUUAUCAGCGUCAAGGAAUACAGAGUUGGGUUAA
Molecule: messenger RNA, 2697 nt
Organism: Colletotrichum aenigma
Lineage: Eukaryota; Fungi; Ascomycota; Sordariomycetes; Glomerellales; Glomerellaceae
Gene: swnT-1
Product: Swainsonine transporter swnT
Exons: 3
Coding region: 1-2697 (898 amino acids)
Source: RefSeq, a predicted model, not a curated record